Messenger RNA from Xenopus laevis (African clawed frog), 1207 nucleotides. RefSeq lists its product as uncharacterized. The transcript is spliced from 5 exons. NCBI's taxonomy places the organism in Eukaryota, Metazoa, Chordata, Amphibia, Anura, Pipidae. The record is from RefSeq and is a predicted model, not a curated record. Bases 149 to 1207 code for a protein of 352 amino acids.
CUAGUAUUCAGACGCUUUUACCAUUAUUUAUCAGAAUUAUUUAUAUUCUCUUGUAUAAGGGAGAAAUUUAUCAGAUAUAUGGGAUGUGACACAGAAGGCUCCCGUUGUAAAUGUGACCUACCCCAGGAACAAAUCCAUAAUUUUGGAUAUGGAGUCAAUUUUACCCAACUUUAUUACAUCAGCCGAGGAUAUGGAAAUUAUUAUGGAUGUUCCUAAAGAGUUGUGGACCAUAAAUGAUUUGCAACGGCAAGAAAGUGAUAGAGCAGAGCAGUACCUGUCUCCAACAAUAAACCCUAUGUGGAUUUCUUCAAAGCAACAUGAUUUCCCAAAGAAAACAUCACAGGACAUUACUAAAAAAGAGCAGGAGGUUCAACCAUCAGACCUUCAUCCAUGGACAUCUGAACCCCCUUUAAAAGGUCAAAGUAGUAUAUUAACUAAAUUCCCUUCUUGGCAGCAAGGCUUUGCUUUAAAAGGGGAUGAUGCUGUACCUACCAAAACACAUCAGUCAGUGGAUAUUUUCCUACCAAAAGGUCAACAUCAGUCUUCUGACACAAUUCCUUUAUUUCCACUUAAUGUUUUAAAAGGACAUAACAUUUCAUUUUCCAUUCAAAAAACUAAAGAUGCAUAUCCACUUAAACUUCUAGGAUGGACUUCACUGGUCCCCUUGGAAAUGCUAGAAAGACCUUUCACAAUGAUACCAUUAUGGACUGAACUUCAUUCUGAAACCUCUACUUUUAAAAGGGUAUCUGCGUCUAGAGUUGACUCUUCAAACAUACAGGAGGACACUAUCUCAGAAAUGUCAUCUUUAAUUGAAUACAAUAAGUCCUUACGAAUACCUAGUCUUCCACCACUCAUGAUUGCAACUGUUGUUAAAACAAUAACUCCAUUGAUUCAUGGCACCUCCUCAGUUUUAAUGCCCACAAUAUCAAAAAGUGUUAUUUUGGGUAAAGAAGAAAGGUCUACAAAAACGUUUUCAUGGACAUCAUCUGCAACAAGAAGAAAGCAUGAGAUGCCUUCAGUUAUUCAGAGCUCUUCAAUUCCAAUGUUAUCGGAGACUCUCCUGCCUCAAGUACAGUCGGUAUCAGUCGAUGGGCACAAAGCGUUACUUAGCGCCCACAUGCAGUCAACUUUAAAGCAAAAAUGCCUUGCAAAAAUCUGCAAUUCAAUCAAAAUUCCUGAAGAAAUUAUUGGAGAUGAGAGGACUUAG